Messenger RNA from Fusarium mangiferae, 2433 nucleotides. Its product is annotated as putative ubiquitin-protein ligase. The record is from RefSeq and is a predicted model, not a curated record. NCBI's taxonomy places the organism in Eukaryota, Fungi, Ascomycota, Sordariomycetes, Hypocreales, Nectriaceae. Gene Ontology annotation, biological process: ubiquitin-dependent protein catabolic process. Gene Ontology annotation, molecular function: ubiquitin protein ligase activity; protein binding. Bases 1 to 2433 code for a protein of 810 amino acids. The transcript is spliced from 7 exons.
AUGACCAGUCGCACCGAUUCUAACAGGCCCAACCUUCGGGUUACCAUUAUCGCCGCCGAUGGCCUAUACAAGAGGGAUGUUUUCCGCUUUCCUGACCCUUUCGCUGUUGCGACCAUCAAUGGGGAGCAAACCAAAACGACGACUGUCAGCAAAAGAACUCUAAACCCAUACUGGAACGAGAGCUUUGACUUUCGUACCAACGAAGAUGGCAUUCUUGCAGUUCAAGUUUUCGACCAAAAGAAGUUUAAGAAGAAGGACCAGGGUUUCCUAGGCGUCAUAAACAUUCGCGUUGGAGAUGUCAUCCCUGAGCUGAGCCCAGAUGCCGAUGACCAGAUGCUUACUCGAGACCUCAAAAAAUCAACCGAUAACCUCGUCGUCCACGGUAAACUUAUUAUUAACCUGUCCUGCAAUCUCAGUGCACCAGCCCGCGGUGGCCAGGCAUCGACCGCACGACCAUCUCUCGGCACCGGCCCGUCGAACGCUUCGAACCUCUCCGCCCCUCCGCCGGAAAACCGACCAGGAUCUUCACUUUCUGGACCAAAUGGCGCGGGCGGCUCGCAAGUUAACCUGGCCCAUCGUCCAUCCAGCAUCAACUCUGUUGGUGGUGCCAGCGCUCCAGGACCGAAUGCUUCCGGACAAACUCGACAAAGCAAUCAACUCAGCCCAUUCGAGGAUGCCCAGGGGCGACUACCGGCUGGCUGGGAGCGCCGAGAAGACAAUCUCGGCCGUACUUACUACGUUGAUCACAACACCCGCACAACGAGCUGGAAUCGACCCACUGCUUCUGGCGCCCAGGAACAGCGAAACGACCGAGAAGCAGCUACCCAGGUUGAGCGCCAGAGACAUCAGAACCGUACUUUGCCCGAAGAAAGAACCGGCUCCAAUUCACCGACGCUGCACGCCCAGCAGCCCCAGCCAUCAGCAUCACCAGCUACUAAUGGCGGCGCAGUGAUGCAUACUGGAGCGACGAGCCCUGGUACGGGAGAACUCCCACCUGGCUGGGAGCAACGGUGGACCCCAGAAGGUCGACCAUACUUUGUUGAUCACAAUACAAGAACAACGACCUGGGUAGAUCCACGUCGCCAACAAUAUAUCCGCAUGUAUGGCGGUCAGAAUAACGCGAACGGCCAGAUUCAGCAGCAACCCGUAUCACAACUUGGUCCUCUGCCCAGUGGUUGGGAGAUGCGCUUGACAAACACUGCUCGAGUAUACUUUGUUGAUCAUAACACCAAGACUACCACUUGGGACGAUCCUCGACUACCAUCGUCUCUUGACCAAAAUGUUCCUCAGUACAAGCGAGACUUCAGACGGAAGCUCAUCUACUUCCGCUCACAGCCAGCCAUGCGAAUUCUCAGUGGACAAUGCCACAUCAAGGUGCGACGAUCUCACAUCUUCGAGGACUCCUUUGCCGAGAUCACACGCCAGUCAGCAACGGAUUUGAAGAAACGACUUAUGAUCAAGUUCGAUGGCGAAGAUGGUUUGGAUUACGGUGGUCUCUCUCGAGAAUUCUUUUUCCUUCUCUCCCACGAAAUGUUCAACCCCUUCUAUUGCCUAUUCGAAUACUCCGCCCACGAUAAUUACACCCUUCAGAUUAACCCACAUUCCGGCAUCAACCCGGAGCAUCUCAACUAUUUCAAGUUCAUCGGCCGUGUUGUCGGCUUGGCUAUCUUCCACAGGCGAUUUUUGGACGCCUUCUUUAUUGGCGCUUUAUACAAGAUGAUGCUUGGCAAGGCGGUAGCUUUGGCCGAUAUGGAGGGUGUGGACGCCGAUUUCCACCGAUCAUUGCAGUGGAUGCUGGACAACGAUAUAUCAGGCGGGAUUCUUGAGCAGACUUUCUCGACCGAAGACGAGAGAUUUGGAGUGAUGACUACCGAGGAUCUCAUCCCUGAUGGCCGCAAUAUUGAUGUCACCAAUGAGAACAAGAAGGAAUACGUUGAUCUCAUGGUCAAGUGGCGCAUCGAGAAACGUAUCGCCGAGCAGUUCCAAGCUUUCAAGGAAGGGUUCCAAGAGCUUAUCCCUCAGGACCUUAUUAAUGUCUUCGAUGAGCGCGAGCUGGAGCUUUUGAUUGGAGGUAUUGCCGAAAUUGAUGUCGACGACUGGAAGAAGCACACCGAUUAUCGAGGAUAUACCGAAUCCGACGAGGUCGUGCAGAAUUUCUGGGCAACAGUACGCUCAUGGGAUGGCGAGCAGAAGUCCCGUUUACUCCAAUUUACUACAGGUACUUCUCGAAUCCCAGUCAAUGGCUUCAAGGAUCUCCAAGGUAGCGACGGCCCACGACGAUUUACAAUUGAGAAGGCUGGAGAAAUCACAAAUCUGCCAAAGGCGCACACAUGUUUCAAUCGACUUGACUUGCCCCCUUACAAGAGUCUAGAAAUGCUUCAACAAAAGCUUACCAUCGCGGUUGAGGAAACUAUGGGCUUUGGUCAAGAGUAG